Molecule: messenger RNA, 1399 nt
Organism: Salvia hispanica
Lineage: Eukaryota; Viridiplantae; Streptophyta; Magnoliopsida; Lamiales; Lamiaceae
Biological process (GO): translation
Cellular component (GO): ribosome
Molecular function (GO): structural constituent of ribosome
Source: RefSeq, a predicted model, not a curated record
GCCCGGACGUGAUUGUUCGAGCCCGGCCCGAACCCCUGAAACACAGUAACAAGGGUUUAUGGAACAGGAAGGGAAAAUCUCCCUCUCUCUCAGACGCAACAUCCAUUUCAAUCCUGCUACCUAAUGCCGCUGGAAUAAUAUUUCUGGCUUAUCGUAGCCCUUUGUAGCCUGAAUUUGGAGAUGGCUUUGUCGAUUUCUCGAAGAGUAUUGCGUGCCUUCGCUCCCGGCGACGUUUCUUCUCUGCCAUUUUCUGUAUAUAGCGCACUUCGUGGUCAUGAUUGUCGCGAUAGCUCUUAUGUGAUGAGAUCUUCGGUCCUCGGAAAGGCAUCUUUGGAUGUUUUCCGGAGGUACUCUACCGCUAUUUUGACCCCAAAUUCAAGUGAAGGUGCAUUUCCGUCGCAUUUGUUGUCCUCUAAACAUAAAGGUGUUGCCAUUCCUGAUCGGGAAAUAGGUCUCUGUCAGGAUCUGGUUAUUCCUGUUACAAAUUUUCAUAAUGAAGAUAAAGGCUUUAUGACAUUGGGUGGUGAUGUUUUUGAUGUGCCAAUCAGAAAGGAUAUUAUUCAUCGUGUCGUAAGGUGGCAACUAGCUAAGCGGCGGCAGGGGACACAUUCAACCAAAACGAUUAGUGAGGUUAGCGGGACUGGCAGGAAGCCUUGGCCCCAGAAGGGCACUGGUCGUGCAAGGCAUGGAACACUUCGUGGUGCACAGUUCAGGGGUGGUGCUACCAUGCAUGGUCCAAAGCCACGGAGUCAUGCUAUCAAGCUAAACAAAAAGGUUCGGCGACUAGGACUGAAGAUUGCACUUUCAGCUCGUGCUGCUGAAGGGAAGCUUAUGGUGUUUGAAGAUUUAGAAGUUCCUUCGCACAAGACAAAGAACAUUGUUCACUUUGUCAGUCAAAUGGAGAAUGCUAAGAAAAUUCUCGUUGUUGACGGUGGUCCUAUUAACGAGAAGCUGAAGUUGGCUACUCAGAAUUUACAUUAUGUCAACGUACUACCUUCCAUUGGUCUGAAUGUUUACAGCAUCCUUCUGCACGAUACGCUAGUGAUGUCUCGUGAUGCUGUGAACCGAAUAGUUGAAAGGAUGAGAACUCCAAUCAAUCGCUGAUAGAGCUCGUGCUUGCAGCCAUCAGAACAGAUGCUUGGGUAGCUGGGUUUUCGUUCACCUCGACAGAAGGCUGUAUUGAACACGUCGUCUCGAGGUAUUUCUCGUCUCCAGGAAACUAGCUCUUGAACUGGGAUUUCACACUGUUUAUUGUUUGUGAGAACUCACAUAUUGUAGAGCUUAGCUAUUUUAGUUUUCCUCUCAUGGAAAGUGGAAACAUAUCAUAACUUAGUUUUGAAUAAUUUGGACUUUAAUUUAAGAUCAGAUACUUUUUAAUAAAUAUAUUUUGGUGUUCUAA